This is a messenger RNA of Plectropomus leopardus (leopard coralgrouper), 1317 nucleotides long. Its product is annotated as protein AMBP-like. Lineage: Eukaryota; Metazoa; Chordata; Actinopteri; Perciformes; Serranidae. The record is from RefSeq and is a predicted model, not a curated record. Gene Ontology annotation, molecular function: serine-type endopeptidase inhibitor activity.
AGCAGGGGUGAGACAGUAAGGAGGUGCCCCGUUCCUGGGAUUCAGUGUCUCAGACAUCAGUUCUCUCAGAGAAGAGUGGACACAUAGGCUGAUAGGAUGCAGCAAGCAGUGAUUCUGGUUUCCCUGUUGGUCUUGGGUUGGUCCCUGACCCUUCAGGGGGUCCCUGCACCCCCAGAGCCUCUCUACCCCACACAGGAGAACUUUGACCUGGCCCGGUUUUUGGGAACAUGGCAUGAUGUUGCUGUGGCAAGUACAUGUCCCUAUAUGCAGCGUAACAAGGGAGAUGCAGCCAUUGGGAAACUGGUACUGCAGAGCGGCACUGAUGGCAAACUCAAGACGACUCGAAGAGUACUCAGGCAAGGAACAUGUAAGGAGAUGUCUGGGGACUAUGAGUUGACCACCACACCAGGAAGAUUCCUCUAUCAUGUUGCCAAGUGGGGGGUGGAUGUGGACGCUUACGUGGUUCACACAAACUACAAUGAGUAUGCAAUAAUGAUAAUGAGCAAAGAGAAAUCAUCGGGGGAUAAGAGCACCUCAGUUAAGCUUUACAGCCGAACUAUGACUGUGAGAGACACUGUGCUGGACGACUUCAAAACACUGGUCAGACAACAGGGGAUGAGUGAUGACACUAUUACCAUUAAGCAGAACAAAGGCGACUGUGUUCCUGGAGAAGUUGUGGUAGAGCCGUCAGCUCAGCCUGAACCUCAGCGGCUGAGGAGAAGCGUGGUGCCUUCUUUGGCUCCUGCAGAUGUUGAGGGUUCUGGUGAUGAUACACCUCUUUUCAAUGGAACUGAGGCUUGUAAAGCAGCACCAGAAACAGGACCAUGUUUUGGGAUGCACCAGCGUUACUACUACAACUCCUCCUCAAUGAGCUGUGAGCUCUUCAAAUAUGGAGGGUGUUUGGGCAACCAGAACAAUUUUGAAAAUGAGAGAGAGUGUCUGCAGAGAUGCCGCACUGAGGCUGUGUGCCGUCUGCCCAUGGUGGCCCAACCCUGCACAGGCCAGCCACCCAUCUGGGCCUUUGACUCCAGUGUUGGUCUUUGCAUGCCCUACAAACAUGGCUACUGCCAGGGCAAUGCCAACAAGUUCUACAGCAAAGCCGAGUGUGAAGAGUAUUGUGGGAUGAUGAAUGAAGAGGGAGAGCUCCUGAGGGCAAGCUAAGAUCAGGAAACAUCACCGCUCAUCUAAACUCAACUCAGAGAUGCAGUAUGAACCAGCAUCACAUAAAGUGGACAUAAAGAAGUGAUUUUUAUCUAAGCAACCACAGAAUAUGUGAUGUCAUGUUAGAUCAAAAAUAAAACAAGUUUUGGCAUUUUA